Molecule: messenger RNA, 1669 nt
Organism: Corythoichthys intestinalis (scribbled pipefish)
Lineage: Eukaryota; Metazoa; Chordata; Actinopteri; Syngnathiformes; Syngnathidae
Gene: olfml1
Product: olfactomedin-like 1
Exons: 8
Coding region: 264-1481 (405 amino acids)
Biological process (GO): signal transduction
Source: RefSeq, a predicted model, not a curated record
GAAUGUUCUAGAGCUGCAAUUCAAAUCAGAGCCUUUUCUCAACCCAGCAAGACUAAAAGGAGCGAGGAGAACAUAAUUCAGAAAUCAAAGCGAGUCUCUCAUUACUGGUCCAAAUUCUGCGGGUUUAUUCUUGUGUGUAUGUUUUAAGGCAAAGUAGUGAAUGAAUUGCGUUCUGCAGGAGUGUUGCAGAAUACAUGAAAACAUCUUAUUUUAGAUUUGUAAUACUUUCUGUGCUGGAUUUGUUUUGCACAGGAGUUUAAAUUAUGUCAGGCAGAGAGUUUUUUGUCAUUUUGCUAAAUUUUUUCCUAACUUUGAGCUCAGUCAAAAGCCAGGGCUCUCCGCAGGAUGCCUUUAUAAUUCAGUACCUGGAGAGGAGAUUGACUCAGAUAGAGGAGCGUCUGAAUCUCUGCGAACAAAACACAGUGAGCGUAACCCAGAAGACCUAUGAUCUAUCCUCAGAAAUAAGAGGUCAUCUGUCAACCAUAAAUGCUAUGAGAUCCGAAGUGAGGAGCCAGCUCGAUGGCAUCUCUGUGCGUGUCGAGCGAGUGGAGAGAGAGCUGGAAUAUCUUGAAAACAAGAUGCCUGUCCAAUCUGACAUUGACAUUGAGGAUGCACUGCUCGAACAACAGAUAAAAGCAGCAGAACUGGACCAACUAAAAAGGAAAACUAAAAUCAAAGUGGAAAAUGAUUGCAAUGUAGCCUUGAGUCAAAUUAAGUCACUCAAAAUCAUAAAGAAGAUAGGAGACAUCGCAGGCUCCUGGUUCAAGGACCCUUCUCGUGGAUCGACCAAGGUCUACCUGCUGAGUGGAAUUCGUAACGAUACACUACUGGAGUAUGCAUCUCUACAAAGCUUCACAGAGAAAAUCACUGUCCCCCCAGUUAAAGUGGUCAGGCUGCCAUUUUCAUGGCAGGGAACUGGCCACAUGGUCUACAAUGGAUUCCUCUAUUACCACAAAGCAGACACACCCAACCAGAUAUUAAAAGUUGAUCUGUCCAAUGGCACAGUAGUCGACAGCACCCUUCUCCCAGGAGCUGGUCGUCUCCCAGUGUACAGCUUGAACCCGAACACCUACUUGGACAUGGCUGUGGAUGAACUUGGGCUUUGGGUUAUUUAUGCUGACCCGGAAUACGGGGGAAACUUGGUUCUAACUAAACUGGAUAAAGGAAAUUUAGCAGUUGAAUACAUCUGGGAUACACAGUGCAAAAGUUAUGAUGCUGAGGGCGCAUUUAUCAUAUGUGGGACUCUUUAUGUCGUCUACAACACACGUUAUGGUGGACGGUCAACUGUACAGUGUCUCUAUGAUAUCCAUGACACCAUCCACAGUGCUGAGAGUCCUGUGGUGUUCUUUCCUAAACGCUACACAAGCCACAGCAGCAUCAACUACUUACCUGGAGACAAACAAUUGUAUGCAUGGGAUGAUGGCUAUCAGACAAUAUAUGAAGUGGAGACACACAUCAGUGAUCAAGUUAUAGCUGAAUGAAAGUUUGCUUCACAUAUUUUCCCCAUCAAAAAUAAUAAUAUAGAGUACGUAGGAAUUGUUACACACAAUAUGUAUUUGCACCUUCAAUACAUUACAUACAGCAAUUAGUAUCAGUGUCUUUUCUCAUUGUACUUUGCUGCCUGUAAGUCAUCCAAAUGUAAGUUUUUCUAUCACAAUAAUAAAAUGUA